This is a messenger RNA of Danio rerio (zebrafish), 1182 nucleotides long. RefSeq names its product CKLF-like MARVEL transmembrane domain containing 7 (gene cmtm7). Lineage: Eukaryota; Metazoa; Chordata; Actinopteri; Cypriniformes; Danionidae. The record is from RefSeq and is marked provisional. Gene Ontology annotation, cellular component: membrane.
CAUAAAUAUGGUCACACCCUACUGUAGUUUACAUUCUUCUGGUCCUUCAUGGUUCCAUGUGAGCAGCUUUAAUUAAAGAGUAGCUUAUUAUAUGUGUUAAAUUCCACAUAAUAUAUUCGAUAAAUAUACGAGAAUGUCUCACACUGUCGUUACUACUACAACUACCACAACAACUUCCUCGUCGGAUGGAGGAUUUUGCAACAUCGCUUAUGUGCGUUCAUUUCAGGGAUUACUGAAAAUCGGCCAAGUGGUGACUCUCCUGAUAGCUUUCCUCUGUGUGCACUGUGAGCAGCGCUGGACCGAUUACUCCGCCUUUCGCUAUUUUGAAGUGGUCACUGCGUGGUUUCUCAUCGUCUUCUUCUUCUUCUUCCUCAUGCAUUUGUUUCGCCUUCAGAGCAAAAUCACAUGCAUCAACUGGACAUUGACUGAGUUUUUACAUUACGCCGUCGGAGGAAUCCUGGUCUUUAUCGCCUCUAUAGUUGUAGCUGUAAAGAGUUAUGGGAUCUCAGGGUUAAUCGCUGGAUCAGUGUUUGGCUUCAUGGCAACUUUUCUUAUUGCAAUCAGCAUAUGGACUUCAUAUAAGGUCACCUGUGGCUCUCAACCGACUGGUGCCGCAGUGUAACCGGAAGAAGAAAACAUCUUCAUCUUGGCUGGAAGUAUAAAGAAAAAUUCUCAGUUUGUUCUGGAUAGAUCAUAAUGAUGAGUGCUUUAAAUACCCGAAAGGGACAUUUUUGAUGUUGCUGCAUCCUUCAUCAAAACUUGGGUGCCUUAAUCGUCUUAAUCGGUCACACUCUGAAUUUUUCAGCUGCAAGACUUCAGUGUUCUUUUAAGAGUGAAGUUUUGGUUUACUAUAUGCCAUGUCUGAAAUGAAAAGGGGCCAUUUAUGCACAAGAAUGUUUACAUUAUUUAUUUGAAGUUAUAAUGUGAGAUACAAUUUUGAUUCAUUUAUUUAGUUAACGAAAAGUUUAGAUGAAGUGAGGUGUUCAUGAAGGAUUCAUUCAGAUUCACAGUAUUAUUAUUAUUAUACAAAAGUUGAAGUGUAUUUUUGCUUUUUUCACAGUACCUCUACAUAUAAUUUUAUGAUAUACAGCUUUAAAGUUUGAAGAAUGUAUUCUUGGCUUUCUAAAUGCAAGUCCCUUUGUUUUAUACACUGUGUGAUAUAAAAAGUCGACUUAUAUAGUC